Truncatella angustata is the source of this 700-nucleotide messenger RNA. RefSeq lists its product as uncharacterized. The annotation marks the transcript as partial. NCBI's taxonomy places the organism in Eukaryota, Fungi, Ascomycota, Sordariomycetes, Amphisphaeriales, Sporocadaceae. The record is from RefSeq and is a predicted model, not a curated record. The transcript has a single exon.
CGGAAAAUACUUCGGCUGAUGACACCACAUCAGUGACUUUCGAUCGUGUCAGCUCCAGUACAGGCAUUCAUGCCAAUGACACCUUUUCUACCAGUAACUCAACUGACAGGCAGACAAACAAACGACCAAUCGCGUCUGAGAGCUCUCUUGGGUGGACACGACCUCUUCGCGCCAAAGAGGAGCAUAUCCAAAGGAGGACGGGUCAGCAACUAGACGGGCAACAUAGCAGUGCACCGAGCUUGACUCUUAGCAAGGUUGGAAAUGAGGAGGGCCCUCUGGAUAUAAAUGGGACGCCGCCGACCUUUCCUCGCUGGCUUCGUUCUUUUCUUCUUCUUUCCACUAACUCUGCCGACUUGACAUGCAUCUCCGUCUUGUCGUCCAUUUCACCUCUCCAUCAAGCAACAGCAGCAGCAACAACAACAACAACAACAACAACAACAAUAACAUGGAUACGGGUUUGCUUGAUCCUGUCUAUUGGAUUGACUUCAGCCCAACCGAGGAAAAGACUAUGACAGCGGUCGACGAGACAACAUAUCCACAAAACAGUGACAGCAUGUUUGGGACAGAAGAGGUUGCGAGCCCCUAUUUGCCAUGGAGGAUUGAUCAGACUCCAGAGCUCUUUUUCGACUUGGAAGCGUAUUUAUUCGAUUCCCUGCCAAAUACCGAUAUCGUCACGCACUGGCAUUUCGGCCAAAUCUGA